This is a messenger RNA of Thamnophis sirtalis, 2129 nucleotides long. NCBI's taxonomy places the organism in Eukaryota, Metazoa, Chordata, Lepidosauria, Squamata, Natricidae. The record is from RefSeq and is a predicted model, not a curated record.
GAAACACUGCGCUAAGUCGAAUGGAGUUCACGCCAAUCAAAGGCAGACGCUUCUCGUCGCCUUGCAACGCUGCGACUCGUAUCAGCCUCACCUCUAGGAAGGAACCUGCAACGUCUGAGCGACCUUACACACAGCGUCGCUCCGCGGCGUCCCCAAGUGUGUGAUAGCCCAGCCAUGGGGCGGUGUGUGUGUAUGUGUGUGGGGCGGCUUGACAUCCUUGACCCUGCCGUCGAAAGCCCCGACAGCGAAGACUUCACCCCUCUCCUAUGGCCUGGCGUGGGCAGUGGAGGGCGGUAGUCAUAGCGAAGACCAGCGGGUUAUGGCCGGUUGCGGAUCGAACCGGCUCCUUUACGAUUUGCCUCCCGCGGUCAUGUGCAAGUUCUACGAGAUCAUGGACGCGCUGGACCGGGCCGAGUGGGAGCGUUUCGCUUCCAGGAUUGUACGAAACCAGGUUGAAUUGCGACUGUAUGAGAAGAUGGAUGGGCGGACGCACAACCUUAUGUGGACCUGGAUGAAUCGCAACGCCUACGUUGAUGAUUUAAUUCAGAUACUCGAUGACUUGCAACUGUACCGGGCACGUGAUAUCAUUUUUUCAGGGCCUUGAAUCUCUGCCCUCCACGUGCCCUUUUGAGUGGCAGCUAGAAGAGUUGCGCCAAGCUACAGACGACUUCUCUGAACAUCUCAAGAUUGGUGAAGGAGGUUUCGGCUGCGUCUACCAGGCCCGAUUACGCAACACUGUCUAUGCUGUGAAACGGCUCAAGGAGGAAGCAGAACUGGACUGGACUAUAAUAAAGAACAGUUUUGUCACAGAAGUGGAAAAACUUUCCCGGUUUCGCCAUCCUAACAUUGUAGAGUUUGCUGGUUGUUGUGCUGAACAGGGAUGUUUCUGCCUUGUCUACGUCUUCCUGCCCAAGGGAUCCCUGGAAGAUCAUUUACAUGGCCAGGUUGAUGCUUGCCUCUCCUGGACACAACGACUCCAUGUGGCUCUGGGCACUGCCAGAGCUAUUCAGUUUCUGCACAGUGACUCUCCUAGCCUUAUCCACGGAGAUGUAAAGAGCUCUAACAUCCUCUUGGAUGCAGCACUCAAUCCACGGCUGGCUGAUUUUGGAUUGGCACGGUUCAGCCGCCGACCAAAGCAGGGAGGGAUAAGCAGUUCACUGGGCCAGACCCAGACCGUGCGGGGUACAUUGGCCUAUCUACCUCCUGAGUACGUCCGGACUGGGAUGCUUUCUACUGCUAUUGAUAUCUUCAGCUUUGGUGUGGUUCUUCUAGAACUCUUGACUGGGAGACGCCCCAUGGAAGUAGAUUCUCGUGGACACAGCAAGUACUUAAAGGAUCUGAUAAAUGAUGAAGAAGAGCAAGAAGUUGUGUCAACGGACACAACGUCUUCCAGUCAUACCAAAGCAGCUCAGCUUGGCAGCCAUCUCUACCAAAAGCACGUGGACCUGCGGUGUGGCCCCUGUCCAGAGGAACUGGGCAAAACACUAGGAAAGUUGGCUUGUUGCUGUCUCCACCCGCGAGCCAAGCGACGCCCUUCGAUGGCUGAAGUCUAUCAAGAGCUAGAGGGGCUACAGUUACUCCUAUGUGGGAAGUCUUCUGCCUUUUUACUACUGCCUCCCCAGCAACCUCAAGCACCCCAAGAAGACUACUAUUCAUCCACGCCUCUUAAUGAACCCGAGGAAAGUGAUGAAAGCUUAGAGGCCAACUCCAAACUGUUGAGCCGCCCACGAGUGACCAGAGAAAGUGUGUCUAUUGGUCAGUUAGUGCCAUUGCUGAGCCACCUCGUGAACCUGAAGAGAGUGAUGAAUUUGAGUGACAUGAAUUCAGCAAGCACAGGACCAAAGUUCUCAUAGCGCUGACAGCACUUUGCAAAUUACAGGGGGUCAUGCCAUCCUCUUUGGAUGCCAAGCCUGUUCCCUGCUUAGAUGGUACCAGUGUGGCACACGCGUUUCUGGUAGAAUUUGGCUUCAGGCCAGCAGUCUGCUGUAAAUGGAAGUCGUCAUUGGAAUUACGAAUGGAAAUCAAAACUGGUGGGGUGGGAGUGGUUACGAUGUGGAUUUUCAUGGUUAUACAAGUUCCUCACUACAUGCUCCCUUUCUCUGAAUAGAUAAUAAAACAUUUUAUAUAUA